CAGUUAUCCGCACAAUGUUGUGCGAAUAUUCACUUUCGUCUGCUUGCUUGGUUUGGUUUGUCAACUAAAGAUAAGAAGAGAAAACUAUAGUUUCUGAUUACAUCAAAAAAUAAGGGCAAACAAGAUGCAAUCAUUUACACUUAAGUCGCGGUCGAAAUUCUGGCCUAAAUGUCCAUUAGACUGGGGAGUGUUUACGGUGACUUUAGUGCUCAUGCCGACUAUUUACAUGCAUGAAAUGUUUACCGUGCGGCCAACUGUGUGGAGAAACGCACCAUUUUUUUCUAACUUUGUAAUUUAUGGAGGUCUUUUUGUGUUUUUGAAUAUCGUGGCGAACUUUGUUGGUUUGGUAGUUACUGACACUCGAGUUCCUGAUAAAGUUAUGUCAACAGUGAAACAGUCACCGCACUGGAAGUACUGUGACUUGUGCAUCAGUUACGUCCCACCACGAGCAUGGCAUUGCAAAGUUUGCAAAGUGUGUAUUUUGAAGAGAGAUCAUCACUGCUUGUUUGCAGGUUGUUGUGUUGGACAUUUUAACAGUCGCUUUUUCAUCAUGUAUCUGGUCUACGUAUGUAUCGGUACACUUUAUUGUGUUAUAAGUGACUCCAUAUUUUUGAUAAACAAAGUUGAUUUACGAUUUCCCUCUGUAGUGUUAAAAAUAGGCUUUCCUGCUUUUGCGUAUCUUUCUGGCGUGGAGACGUUUACAAAUGAAUGUUUUAUUUUGUUAUUUAUCAUCAAUUUGGCAGCAUUUAUCUUUGUUUGUGUAUUAUUACGGUUUCAUGUUCGAAUUAUUUUGAAUGGACAGGUCACAUAUGAUGUUAAGUCAUCUAGCUCCAAUUAUGACUAUGGCAAAAUGGAAAAUGUCAAGGAAGUUUUGGGGUGUCGAUGGUAUGUUGCCUGGGCAUUCCCUCUUGUUUCUUCUCCCCUCCCAAGGAGUGGUUUAGAGUGGGAUACUUCAGAAGAGUGGAAGCUCAAGCGUCAAAGAGUUACUGAGAAAAGUAAAUAGAUCAAUUUCUAUCCAGUGAUACUGUUGUUCUUCUAGCUCAAUCUUUCAAUUUUUCUGAUGUUGCUAUUAAUGGCAAAACUUGCUCAAACUUUACUUUUUAAGUUGACCAUUUUGCUGCUGCCUAUACUGAUUCCUGUAUUUUGUAUUAUUUUUAUGCAAGUUCUAUGUGAUUCCAUUUUACAAUGUAUUUUACUCAAGUUUGUUGUGUGAACAUUUCCAAUUAUAGUAUUAUUGUUACGGCUGUGCCAGCACACCUUGUACUUAAUAAAAAUACCAAUAAAAUAAUCUACACUUAAGUAUUAUCAAAA
Thrips palmi is the source of this 1311-nucleotide messenger RNA. Its product is annotated as probable palmitoyltransferase ZDHHC24. NCBI's taxonomy places the organism in Eukaryota, Metazoa, Arthropoda, Insecta, Thysanoptera, Thripidae. The transcript has a single exon. The coding region runs from base 125 to 1003 and encodes 292 amino acids. Gene Ontology annotation, molecular function: palmitoyltransferase activity. The record is from RefSeq and is a predicted model, not a curated record.